Molecule: messenger RNA, 306 nt
Organism: Prunus armeniaca (apricot)
Lineage: Eukaryota; Viridiplantae; Streptophyta; Magnoliopsida; Rosales; Rosaceae
Source: the annotation of a GenBank genome assembly
AUGCGUUCUUCACUUAGACGUGUUUGGGGACAGCGUUUAAAAUGGAAAAGGUUAAGGGAGAAAUUAUUUCUGUCAUGGGUUGAAAGCAUAGCAGAGGCGGCUAAGAAAGGUGGUAGCGGACAGCAUGAGCUCUGUUGGGAUAGCUAUGAGAAGAUAAAGCAAAAAUUACAUCUCCAAGAGCUUCAGCGGGCUGCUGAGAAGAAAAAGGAAAAGGCAAAGGAGAGGGCAAAGAAAAGAGCAAUGACAGCAGAACAGGUUAAAGAAAAAAAUAUGGAGAAGUCUAUGAAUUCGAUACUGAAGAAUUGA